This is a messenger RNA of Cyclopterus lumpus (lumpfish), 3391 nucleotides long. RefSeq names its product mediator of RNA polymerase II transcription subunit 26-like. NCBI's taxonomy places the organism in Eukaryota, Metazoa, Chordata, Actinopteri, Perciformes, Cyclopteridae. Gene Ontology annotation, biological process: positive regulation of gene expression; regulation of transcription by RNA polymerase II. Gene Ontology annotation, cellular component: nucleus; core mediator complex; mediator complex. Bases 275 to 1993 code for a protein of 572 amino acids. Gene Ontology annotation, molecular function: transcription coregulator activity. The record is from RefSeq and is a predicted model, not a curated record. The transcript is spliced from 3 exons.
CUUCACAAAAAGCCCGAUGAGAAGACGGGAGCGGAGCAGGCUACCAGCCGAGGGGGGUAGCCGAUACCCGGAGAGGUUUCUCGAUGCUCGUCGUCCGAAUUAUUAAAUCGUGACGGCAGCGAAUGAAAACCAAAAUAAAAGCAUCAUAGACCAUGGUGCUCUCACCCGGAGAAGGUCUUCCGUCGGGCCUGUGAGUGUCGGCAGGUUCGCCACCGCUGCCUCUUCGGGGGAUUCUGCUGUCUGAGUCCGUCCUGACCCGCGACACCGCCAGGCGAUGACAGCGGCUACAGCCACUCCGCAGGUGAUGAAAGACCGGCUGCUACAGGCCAUCGACGGCCAGAGCAAUAUAUGCAACAUGGUGGUAGUGAUGGAGGUGAUCUCCUUUUUGGAGAAAACUCCUAUCACCAAAGAGGCACUGGAGGAAACCCGUCUUGGCAAGCUCAUCAACGAUGUCCGGAAGAAAACCAAGAAUGAGGACCUUGCAAAAAGGGCCAAGAAGCUCCUGCGAAACUGGCAGAAGCUAAUUGAGCCAGGAAAGGGUGAGGUGUUGUCCAAAGGACACAGCGGUGCAUCAUGGUCUUCCAAUGGUGGUGCUCAUCCUUGCAUCUCCACUACAGCUGCCACCACACCAUCAAGUAAAACGGGUCCCGAGUUGAAGAACAGAAAUGACUUCAACAACUGUUCCUCCCCGAGGGUGGAGAAACCGAGCAACAGGAAACGUAAGGUUGACCAGAAGGAAGGACAGCUCUUACCAGCCAAGAUAUCCAAAACAACUCUUGUUGAUAAAAUGCAAAACUCCAAACAACUACCAACCAAUGGAAUUGGUGGUAGCUCUGACAUUUUUACAGAUACUCAUGCACAUCAGUCUUUGGAAAGGGAGAUUUCUGAGCCAUUGGACAAUGAAAGGCUAAAUAAAAUCCCAGUCAAUGCUGUAAAACCUCAUCCAAGUGCCCCAGGAUACGUCAAGCCUCCAAGCACGUCUUCUUUGCUAAAAGCAUCAGUUUUGCAGCAACAAGCCAGACAGGAGAAAGCUUUCUCUGGGGGGCAGUGUCGACCCAGAAGCCCACGCUGUUCCUUGCACAGUCCUCAGACUCCAAAGCAGGAAUCUGGUGUCAAACAGACUGCAUUACCAGCACAGGGUCUAUCUAGCCCCACUGCAAGGCAUGGGUCUGUGGACACCUCUGGGCUGGAGCCUUCCACUCAGCCUUUCACUGGUUGUGUUCAGGGUUUGCCCACAGGCUGUUUAGAUUUGGAUUCUCAAAGCAGGCCUCCCAGUACGUCUAUUCACAAGUCUUAUGCCUCCACCUGCAGUGAUGUGCUCAGUUUGGAAGAUGAUAGUCCAGUUAACAAUACAGAGAAAAGGAAAAGACAGAAAUAUAGGCCUAAGGACCACGUGAUGAAUUUAGAUGGACAGAGCGUAGAGGAUGACACUAAACCUGUCAGGUUAAAAGACAGGAGACUGACAUUUGACCCUGUAACAGGACAGAUAAAAUCCUCAUUACAGAAGGAGUCUUGCCAGGAGGGAGGGGUCAGACUGGGCCACAGACCUGAGUCUCAGUGGUCAGAACAGCCGAAGCAGAAUCCACUGGUCUCUCCCAGUCCCUUCCAGCAGACAGACUGGAAAGAGCUGUCGAGGAGCGAAAUCAUCCAGUCGUACCUUAGCCAGCAAAGCAACGUCCUGACAUCGUCAGGCACACACACCCCCAGUACACACUUUUUCAUGAACGAGUUCUUGAAAAAAGAGGAGCACCGAAGUACAGAUGUCAAGAAAACACAUGUGUUGGCACCAGAACUCCCAGCCAGGGAUUUACCAGGAGUUAGCAGAGAGGUCAUCAAUGAAGACUUGAACAGAUUACACAAGCAACACUGGUCUGGGGUUAACGGUUGCUAUGACACAAAGGGUGCUUGGUAUGACUGGACGGAGUGCAUCUCUUUAGACCUGCAUGGAGAUGAGAGCAGGUUGAACAUACUGCCGUACAUCUGUCUGGAUUGAAACUGAGGUAGCGUUUUUAAAUUGAAAGUUGAAAGCUGUCUUUAUCGUAUAGCGGAGCAACUCUGCGUGUGCGUGAAGGCACUUUAUUUCAGUGUACGCUGCUGUUUUGCAUCGUUGGUAAAAAUGGAAUCAGUGUGCUGCCUGCUUGCGUGUGUGUGUGUGGAGCACAAGGGGUGUAAUCAGUGUUUUUAGGAGUGUUUGAACAUUGACAGCACGAAGGAACAAGGCUAUGCAUUAUCUGGCCAUUUAGUUGUGGCUGUUCAGUAACUGUACAGAAUGAGGUACCAAUACCUGCCAUUCUUUGUAUGGAAAAGGACAACACAUGAAACUACACAGCUACAUUUUAUUAUAAGUACACAUACAAUGUGGAAUGUGACUUCACUUGAUUUUCUGCAUCCACGUACAUUUAAUCCACCGUGCAGUAUUAUUUAUUUUAUAUUUAAGUUACAUUUUUAGCAAAAGUAUUUUUUUUAAAACAUAAUCACCUAUCAAUAGAGUAGUAAGCUACAUAAUUGGAACAGAAGACCAACAGAUACGUCUCCCAAUAAGGUUUUGUUACACUCGUGAAUCUUGAAGGCUAUUUAGCUGUUAAAGCUGAAAUUAAUCUUCAAGUAGCUAUUACCAUUUGGUACUAACAACUAUACUGCUGUGAAAAAUGUUUAUCUUUAGAACAGAUGUGUACCCACUGAAAAACUGUCUCUUACAGCCUCUUUUACCAGAAACAUAACUGACAAAUCAGCUUUAAAACAAUUGAGUAUUGUUCUUGUGUUAGGUUUGAAUGCUGUUCAAUAAAGUGACAUUGAACUGCCAGAUGUGACUCUUCAGUUGGGGUGAGGGAAAGAAAUGCUGGUAUGAUGGUUGAAAAAUGCACGUUGAUAAAUAAAUGUGGCUGUCAUGUAUGAUAUUUAUUGCUAUUUACGUAUUCAUUUUAAGAUUUACAUGUUCAGUUACACAAACAUUUUUGUCUGAUUUGUUUUAUUCAGAAUUGGGUCAGUGACAGUCCAACCUUUUCCUGCUGAUGCGCCAAACCUACAUUACACAGGAAACUCCAAAAAGACACAUUCUGAUAAUGUGAACUUUAUUUUAUACUUGCCUUUUCCCUUUACUGUGUAUUUAAGAUGUAAAAUAUUAAUUGAAAUGGCAGGGCAAUUAACGCUAUAGCUUGCAUCUUUGUACUGUCAGGAAGAACUGAGAUAUAAAUUGACAUGCUGGAUAAAGUACUUAAUAUCAUUCCUGUAGAUAUUGUUUGCCUUAUGGAAACCUGUGUUUUCCCUAAAGACAGAGCCUUAGUGAAUGUACAGAAAUUAGCCUUUUGUGUUCCAUUGAAUGCAGAAGAGAACAUAUUUGCUACUUCGUCCUUUUAAGUGGACAUGUUAUGUGUUAAUAAAAAACAACCUG